Molecule: messenger RNA, 384 nt
Organism: Gongylonema pulchrum
Lineage: Eukaryota; Metazoa; Nematoda; Chromadorea; Rhabditida; Gongylonematidae
Source: the annotation of a GenBank genome assembly
AUGAACGAAAGAAAUGUUUUGCAGGCAAUAAAGAGGCUGCAAACAGUGGAUAUCAGUGAAGAGCUCGAUUUCUUCUCCUACGAGCAAUUUUAUGUGAUAUAUUACAAAUUUCACUCACUGGAUACAAACAAUAAAAAAUGCUUAACGCCUUCUGACCUUUCCCUCUAUUCGAAUGGUGAGUUACAUUAUUUGCCUGACUUUAGUAUUGAGUAUUGGUUUCGAGUGAUGGAUUUAAAUGGGGAUGGACGUAUUUCAUUCGAUGAGAUGUCAAUUUUUUAUAAAGAAAUCAUCGAAUACGUGAUCAGAGCAGACACAGAACCAAUUUUCUUCGAUGAUGUCGUAAACAUGGUAAUGUCAAUAGCUCAAACUGUUUUAAAUUGUUAA